GAUGGUGGUGGCUUGGAACGUGCGCAUGCGCGAACGGGCACACAGAGGCAGUGAGGUUUUCGUGCCUUUCCAGCAGCUGGAGGGGGGGGGAAUGGGUGGAGAAAGGGGGGGGGUCUCUGAGAGCCCCGCCCCCCCAGAACCCCCUGCCCGAGGAAAAAGCGGGCUGGGGGGACGCUGGAUCCCACCUGCCCACCCCACGUCUCAAGGGAGGACUUUUUAUGCGAUUUCCUGGAGGGAGAGCCAGCAUGAUUUCUUUGAUGGAGCAAAGGGAAGAACUAUAGGUUAGGAAUGAAAACCUGGGCCAAGAACCAAAAGAAAAGGAAACCAGGCAAGAUGCCCACACAGAGGAUGGCAGGACCACAGAGAAUGAAGACUGGGAAGAAGAAGAAAAGGAGGAAGAGGAAGAAUCUUCACUUGCCUAUGAAGGCCAGGACCUCAAGGUCCCUCUACAACUCCUGGACUGGGAGGAGGCAUGUUGAGGCUCUACACAGCAGGAAUAUCCAGAACGGGGACAGGAAAGCCAGGCUCCAAAGGGAGAAAACCUCCAGGGGGAGCUGUUCCUGGGGUAACCAACAUUGUCGUCUUGGCUAUCGCCGUGUGGGUACCAUCUCUCCCCGAUUCUUUGACUGCCCCGAUUGCGAGAAGCGGUUUACUCUUGAGUUCCCACCUGAUCCGACACCAGCGAGUACACACGGGGGAGAGACCGUUUGGGUGCCGAUCCUGCACCAAGAGCUUCUCUCAGAGGUCGGACUUGGUGCGCCAUGAACGCACACACGCCGGGGUCAAGCUGUACCGGUCCACCCAGUGUGGGAAAUCCUUCUCGGAGAGUUCCCAUCUCAUCCGCCACCAGCUGAUCCAUUCUGGGGAGAAAACUUUUAAGUGUAACGUGUGCGGCAAACGAUACGGGGACAGCUCCUACCUCACGGUGCACCAGCGGGCCCACCCGGGGGCUCGGCCUUACCGCUGCGCUCGCUGUGGCAAGAGUUUUGGCCGAUCCUCGACUCUCAUCCGUCACCAGCGGGUUCACGGGGACCCAGCGCCUUUCCCUGGGGACAAGCCUCGUCCCCGAGGUAUUUGGACCGCAUUUGCCUGCCUGUCGGGCGAUGGGGUGGCAGAGCCACUUCUCGCUCCUCAGAGGAUGUCCGCGUCACUGGCGCAAUCCCUUGCGUCGUCUGUGCUGUCCCUGCUGCCCCCUCCACGGAUGGACCCCUGUUCCGUGAGGAUUAUGGGAUGGCAAUGGGUGAUAGAAUGAAAAGAAUGGCAGAGAAUCAUAAUGGAGUUGAGCCUGCUUUGAAGAAGAGGGCCAAGGAUUGGAUGAAUAGCGGGGAUCACCUUGGUUGCUAGGGUUACCUAAGGCAAUCCGAUGGAGGAAUAACUCCUUGUGAGAGCUGAUGGACCAUGUCAAAAAGGUUGACGGAGGGUAGAAGAAGCUCUUUGGCUGAGAAGUAUUUCAUAGUUGGGAAUGACGAGAGUUAAAUAACUGGAGGGUCUUUUGCUUAUUAAAGACAAUUCAAUAUUGGGGAUUAUCAGAAAGGCAUAACAGGAUAUCCCAAAGGUGCUUUUUCAACAGGCAACUAGAUUUUCUUGUUUUUUUUCUUUUGAAGACGUUUUGCUUCUCAUCCAAGAAGCUUCUUCAGCUCUGACAUUCCUUGCAAUCUGCGUCCUUUUGCUUCCAACAACCCUCUAAAACGAUGCAAAGGACCAGCUGUCUGCAAGGAAUAUAAAUCCUUCCAUUCCCCACUAUCCAGUCAGAGCUGAGGAAGUUUCUUGGAUGAGAAGCGAAAUGUCUUCAAAAAGAAAAAAAACAAGGAAGUCCAGUUGCCUCCUGAAAAAAAGCACUUUUGGGACAACUAUGACCUGAAUGACUGAGAAUCUUUACAGAGUUUUAGCACAACAGUUUUAGCACUCCAAAUCAAAAGAUCAAUUGAUUGAAAAUUACAAAAUUGAAUCCCUUGGUUUGGCUGGGAUAAUUAACUGCCAGAAGGAUGUGUUGAUUGCCAAGGCAAUCCGUGGGGCGAUAAUUUGGUUUCUAAAGCAACAAUGCAACAUUGAAGAAUGUGGUUGACCGAUCAGUUGCACGGACAGUUGCAUCCUGUGGCCAGAAUAGGUUGUUUUGGGCAGCUGGUAACUGAGAAAAGAGUAUUGCCUUGGUAUCCAGUUAACUAAAAUAGUGGGAGUUUUUAGUAAACCUUUUUGGUUGCGAAAAGAGAAGGAUAAAAAAAAAUUGGCCAUGUCAUUGUAAAUGGUUGGUUGUCAUGGUGAUAGAAGAACAUUAAAUGGGUUGAUGGCUAAAGGAGUGGAAAUCAAGGGACUGGAUGAUCAGCUUUAUUAUUUGGCUGCUUCACCAAAGGUGGGAGGACAGCUGACUGAGAUGAAAUGUUCAGCAAUUAUGUGGUUGUCGUCAGCAUAUGCUUACAUAAGACCUGAUGUUUGCUGAUUUGGAAUCCAAAUGCAUCUUGGAAAUGGUCUGCUUUAACCAGUUUAUUAUACCCAUCUACCCCAAUCUGGUGCCUCCCAGGUGCAUAGGACUAGAACUCCCAUCACUCUAGGUCAGGCCCUAGGUGAUGCUGAGUUGCCCGAUUAAAAUGGAAAGUUGGGCGGAAGCCACAAUUACUACACAAUUGUUAGGCAAGUUAAAUUUGUGUCACCAUCUUUGACUGUCCUUUGGAGAGGGUUAGGCUUAUGAGAAGGGAGCAGAUCAUUCAACUCUGUUGUUGUCUAUAUCAGGGGUCUCCAACCUUGGCAACUUUUAAGACUUGUGGACUUCAACUCCCAGAAUUCCACAGACAGUUUUAUUUAUUUAUUUAUUAUUGCUAUUUAUAUGUCGCUUUUCUCCCUGGGGACUCAAGGCGGCUUACAAAAUGACAAAUUCCAAUACAAAUCACAAUGAAAUAAAAUUAAAAUCAGCAACCCUAUUAAAACAGUUUAAAAUUAUGACAGUGUACCCCCAAACUGAUCAGUUGAGUUGACGGAAGAGCCACGUCUUCAGCUCACGACGGAAGGAAAGAAGGUCGGGGGCUGUCCUGAGCUCGGUGGGCAAUCCAUUCCAGAGGGUCAGGGCUCCCACAGAGAACGCUCUCCUCCUGGAGGCCGUCAGCUGACAUUGUUUGGCCGACGGUACCCUGAGGAGGCCGAUUCUGUGAGAGCGCACAGGACGAUGGGAGAGCGGCUGGAGAUGGUCCUGCAAGUACCCCGGGCCUAAGCCAUGAAGGGCUUUAUAGGUAAGCACCAGCACCUUGAAAUGUAUCCGGAGCGCCACCGGCAGCCAGUGCAGCUCACACAGGAGAGGUGUUACACGGGAGUAUCUAAAUGCCCCCGUAACUACCCGCGCGGCUGCGUUCUGGACUAGCUGGAGCCUCCGGACGCAUCCCAAGGGCAGCCCCAUGUAGAGGGUGUUACAGUAGUCCAACCUAGAGGUAACGAGGCCAUGAGUGACCGUGGCGAGGGCAUCCCGGUCUAGAAAAGGGCGCAACUGGUGCACAAGACGCACUUGUGUGAAGGCCCCCCUGGUUACAGCCGUCAGAUGGUCAUCUAAGGACACCCGAGAAUCUAGGAGGACACCCAAGUUGCGGACCCUAUCGGAGGGAGCAAGAGUUUCUCCCCCGAUCAUUAAAGAUGGAACCUCCAGAUUCUGGGAUGCCGGCAUCCACAGCCACUCAGUCUUGGAAGGGUUGAGUCUUAAGUCUGUUCCUCCCCAUCCAAACCUGCACCGCUUCCAGGCAGUGGGACAUCACGGAAAGGGCAUCCCUAGGGUGGUCAGGGGUGGAGAUGUAAAGCUGGGUAUCAUCAGCAUAUUGAUGAUACCUCACCCCAAAACCACGAAUGAUCUCACCCAGCGGUUUCAUGUAGAUGUUAAAGAGCACGGGAGAGAACCGAUCCCUGAGUCACCCCACAAGUGAGAGGCCUCUGGGAGCAUCCCUGACCCCCCCGCCCAAACAGACUGCAGGCCACCAGAGAGAUAGGAGGAGAACCACUGUAAAACAGUGCCUCCUAACCCCAUCCCCCUGAGCCACUGCAGCAGGAUACCAUGGUCGAUGGUAUCGAAAGCUGCUGAGAGGUCAAGAUGGACCAGGAUGGAGUAACAACCCCCAUCCCUGGCCCGCCAGAGAUCAUUUACUAGGGUGACCAAUGCCGUUUCCGUGCUGUGGCCAUGCCUGAAACCAGAUUGGUAAGGAUCGAGGUAGUCUGUUUCCUCCAGGAAUUGAACUCCACAAGUCUUAAAGUUGCCAAGGUUGGAGACCCCUGGUCAACAUUGCUUGGUGAUGGGUCUUCAGGGAGGUCUAUUCUUGACUGUAGAGUCCUUGGUGCUCUCUCAGCUUGGUUGUUUGCUUGCGGAUGUUUUCGUUACGCAACUAGACAACAUCAUCUCUUAUCGUUCAACUUAAGCUGCACAUAUUCUAUUAGAACUUUGAUUGACUUCCUCCUGGACAUCUCAAAGAUUGCAUGGAGGAAGAUUUUCUACCCUGCCCUGCAGGACUUCAACGUUGCAUGAUCAGACUGUAUGUGCAAAGCUGUAUACAGCUACAGGGAGGGUGUCCUCCUGGAUUCUCAGAUGGGGAAUUCUGGGAAUUGAAGUCCACAUGGUCUCCAAGCUUCCAAGGUUAAGAAACACUGCCCUAAUCAGAGGGCAGAGGAAAGAAUCAGAUUUGAUUGCCAUCUUUACCAUGCACUACAGGUAGCCCUUGAAUUACGACCGUCAUUGAGCCCUGCAAUUACGUUCUUAAGUUGUGAUGGCCCAAAAACAGGUCAUCAUGUAAAUCAGAUCCGAUUUUAUGCCCUUUUUUUGCUGCUUUCAUUAAAUGAACUGAUUGUUCUCUAUGGGGCGUUUUUUUGCCAGAAAACAGAAGUUAAACACUGGUUUUCCUCCCCACAAAGGAAGGAACCUUCCCCUACCCCUAAAGGAGGGGUGGGGAGAACAAGCAGAUAUCAGAAUUUCAAAAUUGGGUCGUAAGUAGCUUUUUUCAGGUCCGUUGUAACUUUGAACUGCCAUAAGUUGAGGACUAUAUAUGACUAAUUUUUUUCCCUUCUAAUUUAGGCUCCCCCUCCUACUCCAUUCUCCACAGGAAAUGACUGUUUCCUGAAUUCUUCUAGAACUUCCUUCUCCAAUGGAUAAUAAUUCAAAUUGUUCCUUCGGUUACGGGAGCUGUAAUCCAACACACCUGGAAAUUGCCAAUUUUCAUUUAGCUUCUGGGAAAAGGAGGAGGAUAAAAGUUGUUAAGGGUUAAUGGUUGGGGCUGGUACCCAUUUUGGAAAUAAACCCCUUUUAGAUGAAAAAUGUAGUAGCUUUGGACUUUUUCAGUUCCAGAAGACAACAAAUGUAUUUAUGGCUAUUUGUGUAUUCUUUAACCUUGUUUUCCUGUGCAGUAAAUACUUAGUUUAACAGACAUCGGACUUGUCAUUUAACAGACAUAGGUGGUAGACAAAAUCUGUUUUUGCUCAAAAUGUGUCUGCCUGUGUGUAAAAUCCCAUCUGCCGCUUGUACACACACAUAAAAUCCCAUUUGUGUUUAGUGGACAUUCUGCUUUAAUGGACCACCCCUCUGCUCCCAUCAGCCCAUUAAAUUGGAAAGUUGGCUCCA
This is a messenger RNA of Pantherophis guttatus, 5578 nucleotides long. NCBI's taxonomy places the organism in Eukaryota, Metazoa, Chordata, Lepidosauria, Squamata, Colubridae. The record is from RefSeq and is a predicted model, not a curated record.